AUGGAACAAGAAACUUCUCAGUUCGAGUCCAGCGAGAUGCUAGCGGCGUAUCUGGCGUCGACGCCGCUCCUCGAGGAAUCGUGGCGGCGGUGCCGUAACGCCAACGUCGCCGCCCAGCUGAGCUUCGCCGUGGAUCGUGUGGGGACGGUGGCUUACGUGGCGUUCUCCGGCGUACAGGCGGUUGAUUGCGCGGAGGAAAGUUGCUGGAGUUUGGUAGAUCUGGAAGGUGGCGGCGGAAAGGUGAUUUUCGGUCCGUUUUGCGGCGGCGAUGAGGAAGAACCGGUGAUGGUGCACGGCGGCCUGCUCCGCCUUUUUCUCCUCUUUUACCACACCCACGGUUUCCAGCAAAAGAUUCACGAAGUGGUGAACGAGUGCAAAUCGGUGAUUUUGACCGGCCACUCCCUUGGCGGCGCCGUAGCUUCCCUCACGGCCCUUUGGCUCCUCUCCGUCCUCCAAACCAACAACAUCCACGUCAUGUGCGUCACGUUCGGCUCCCCAAUGCUCGGUAACCAAUCCUUCUCUCGUGCCGUCCUCCAGGAGAGAUGGGCUGGCCACUUCAUCCACGUCGUGGCCCAGAAUGACAUAGUCCCCCGCCUGCUGUUCGCCCCACCAUCCUCUUUCAUGGACCACCUGCCAGCCCUUAUCCACUUGUGGCACUCGUCCAUGGCCUCGUGCAUUGUUCCCAACUUUUUUUCAUGCGGUAGCUUGGCCGAGCUGUGCAGGGUGAUAGCAGCCUGUCUGGAGGGAGGAGGCGGGGCCCACCACGGGAGGACCUCGUUCUGGCCGUUUGGUAGCUACAUGUUGUGCACUGGAGACGGGGCAAUCUGCUUGGACAAUGGAGUGGCUAUCGUGAGGUUGCUUUAUUCGAUACUCGUAGCAGCAAAGGGCGAUAACUCCUCCUCCUCGUGCGUGAGGAAUCAUCUCGAGUAUGAGGACUAUGUCGGGAGGGCCAGCUGGCGCUACCUUACGAAGAAGCCGUCUGCCGACACGUGGUUUUUUUCCGAGUCGAGCACUGAGGCAGGGACCGCCCUCGCAUUACGUUCUUCCGGACUGAAUCGUUCCGAGGUGAUCGAACCGAUCGCGAAAAACAGCCUCAUGCUGGCGAGACAGCUUGGGUGCAGUCGCAACCUCAAUGCAGCGAAAAUGGCCGUCUCGUUAUCGAAAGUGACCCCACUCCGUGCGCAGAUCGAGUGGUACAAGGCUUUCUGCGACUACCACCACUCGGGCUACUACGACUCAUUCAAGCAAAGAGGUGCCUCAAAGCGUGGCUCCAAGGUUAACAUGAACCGAAUCCGUCUUGCUGCCUUCUGGGACAAACUCUUACUCAUGAUCGACUCAAAUCAACUCACCCACGACUUCCACAAGCUUCCCAAGUACGUUAACGCCUCCCGAUCCUACACCCUUUUGGUCGAGCCUCUCGAGAUUGCAGAGUACUACAGGACGGGCAUGCACGAGAAGAAGGGCCACUACAUACAGCACGGGCGCGAGAAGAGGUUCAAGAUUUUCGAUAGGUGGUGGCGCGAGAGGAAAGUCGGGGACGAGGAGAAUGGCCCGCGGAGCAGGUUUGCAGGCUUGACCCAAGAUUCGUGCUUUUGGGCUAGGGUUGAGGAGGCUAGGGAUUAUGUGUAUCGGGUCACGUGUGAGGUGGACUCGGGCAGGCAUUUGGAGCUUUUGGAUGAGAUUGGGAGGUUUGAGAAGUACGCACGAGGGUUGGUCGAGAGGAUGGAGGUGUCGGUGGACGUGCUGGCAAAAGACUCGAGCUACAGUUUGUUUAAGGAGGAGUGGGAAGUGCUCAAGUGUCAGCUGAAGCUUGUGCAGUUGCCGGCUUGUUUGAGUUCUCAGGAUGGGAUGGGUCAGGAUAUACGUUUGGAAGCUGAGGGAAAUUCCAUGUCGAUCGGAUUUCCGUGA
Messenger RNA from Striga hermonthica, 1908 nucleotides. NCBI's taxonomy places the organism in Eukaryota, Viridiplantae, Streptophyta, Magnoliopsida, Lamiales, Orobanchaceae. The record is from the annotation of a GenBank genome assembly.